Solanum pennellii is the source of this 832-nucleotide messenger RNA. RefSeq names its product mavicyanin. Gene Ontology annotation, cellular component: plasma membrane. Gene Ontology annotation, molecular function: electron transfer activity. The record is from RefSeq and is a predicted model, not a curated record. NCBI's taxonomy places the organism in Eukaryota, Viridiplantae, Streptophyta, Magnoliopsida, Solanales, Solanaceae.
AUGAGCCAUAAUUCACAUCUCAAACUCACAAUUCACACACACAAAAAAAAAAACAAAAGAACUUUUAAGUCUUCCAUCAUGACUUCCUCUAAAGCAUUUCUAUACUUAGUCUUCUUCUCUUCUUUUCAUUUCUUCACUGUUUUUUCAACUCAAUUUACUGUUGGUGGUGAGAAAGGAUGGAUCAUCCCUAAAGAUGAUCAACUAUACAAUGAAUGGGCUGCCAAAAAUAGGUUCAAGGUUAACGACACUUUAACGUUUGCGUACAAAAAGGACUCGGUGUUGGCUGUAACGCAAGAGGAGUACGAGAAGUGCAAAUCGGUGCACCCGAUUUAUUUUUCAAACAAUGGAAAAUCCGAAUUCAAAUUGGAUCGACCCGGCCUGUUUUAUUUCAUUAGUGGAGUAUCGGGUCAUUGUGAAAGGGGCCUAAAAAUGAUUGUUAAAGUAUUGGAACCAGCAAGCCCACCUAAUCAAGUUGCAGAUCAUACUACUGGGCCUUCUACUAGUGGUGCAGCCCAAUUGAUUAAUGUGGUUGGGGUUUUGGUGGUUUCAUUAUUUGGAGCUAUUUUUAUUUAGUUUAUUAUAAAUUCUGAAAAAAAUAUAUUUGUUUUGGUGUUUAGGGUUUAUGUUUAGGUAGUGUUAUGAUAGGUUGGGGGGAGGUGGGGGUGGGGUAGCUAGGUUUUUUGAAAUUAUUAUGAUUAAUUGUUUGGAUCUUACUUGUUAUUUUUGUUUUUGAAAUAAUUCGUUUUUUAUGUAAUUUUAGUCUUUCUCUAGUUUAUAUGUGUGGGAGUUACUAUGCAAUUAAAAGAAUAUUUGUAUGGUUAUGUCUGAUUAU